Molecule: messenger RNA, 1068 nt
Organism: Schizophyllum commune H4-8
Lineage: Eukaryota; Fungi; Basidiomycota; Agaricomycetes; Agaricales; Schizophyllaceae
Exons: 5
Coding region: 190-768 (192 amino acids)
Source: RefSeq, a predicted model, not a curated record
CCUCUUUUGGGUAUCCGAUUCAUGUCCUUAAGGUUAUAUAAGACGCCAGCAGCCUGCCGCCGUAAAAGCGUGUCCCGAUUAGGGCCCAGUCAGGAUCCAUCCCCUCCCGGGAUUGCUCUUCGCUUCUGACCGCCAUCUCGCCCGCCCACUCCCCCAGUCGACAGCCAGCUUGCCCAUGGUCUCGCCGUUAUGUCUACUAUCGACACAUUCCUUGACGCUGCGGCCACCCUCUCAACAGGCCUCUCGAAGCGUGGUAUUCGGCACGCAUUUUACGGAGAUAUAGUCCGCGACAUACUUCAAGGCAAUCCGGACAGCAAGGAAAUAUGCUGCAUCGUGGAAUCGGCAGGAAUGAACACUUGCCCAUUCCGACGCGUUCGUGACGCUCUACAAGGCGUGCCGUCUAUGACGGCCAAUUUCACGCCUUGGUCGAAGAGGCUGCAUGUCGUAUACACCAAGGUCUCUCCGCCCAUUCGCAUUGAGAUCCUGCCUUCGGGGGAGACAGGCCCGCUGUCGCUCGAUGAUUCCGCGGUCAUGAUGUUGAGGGGCGUGCCCUUCCUCAAUUUCUCGGAGCUCAUUCGCGCGCGGCUCAAGUCGUGGAUGAUUGGCCAAAAGGACACGCAGGCUCGCGACAUCAUAUAUUUCCUGCAGAAGUACUGGCGACGCAUCGACAUCAACCGUAUACCAGAGGCCGACAUGUCGGUCUUCCUGCGCUGUAACACGGUCGCAGCGCCGGCGUGGCUCGCGAUCAACAGCCGGUACACUACGUGAAGCGGGUGCGUACGCGAGGGUGAGCCUUCGCGGUCUUCUCGAGGGCGGUCGCGGCCUACCAGGCUUGUGCGCUGGUUCAAGUCGGAGAUGAAAUCCAUAUGGACUCUAGGCGAUUGUUGUGUGUAUGUACGUACUCUGGAUGUCUACCGCAUCUUCUGCAUUCGAAAACUUGUACUAAGCGGACGGAUUACUUGUAUUAAUGGGAUUGAUGUCCAGGUCCAAUCGAGCUUCAGCCUGCAAGUUGUUUGUGCACGUGCUUCAAGCGAGCGGCAAGUAGGCGCCCACCCCAGCUUGGGGCGC